GGCAACAGUUACCAUGACAACAGUACACAGACAGAGUCAGCCCGUCAGUUUGAGGAGCGAGACAGCAGUUAUUAGACGGUAACCUGCAGCUAAAUGAAAUGCUGAGCCAGCGUGGCACCAGAUGCCAGAAGUAACCUUGGAGAUGUCAUCGCCACAGCACAAAGGACCAGAGAUUCCCUCAGGCAGUGUUGUUGUUUCAGAAGCUGAUGGUGCUGCCAAAUCACACAAACCAGACAUGAGGUGGAGAAGGAAGGAGACUCCACAGAGCCCAUUCAAAGUGCCAGAGAGUAAUAAUAUUUUUCUACAGAGCAUUAGCGAAAAAGAGAACAAAAAAGAGGUUGUGAGUCCUGCUGCUGUUCUCCUCCAUGCACAGGAGAUGCGGACAUUCUUGGCGUUGCCAAUUGACAAGAAGACAACCCACACUGCAAGAAUGAUGGCCAAGCUGAAGAAAGCACUGGUAGAGCAAGAGGAGGAGGAGGGGGAGGAAGAAGAGGAGAAGGUGAAGAGUCUAAAACAAGUCAAGAGUGGGAAAGUUCUCCAAACACCCGCCAGACGCGAGCUGAAGAUGGCCAUGAUGAAACGAGAAAACAUUAUGAAGGACAGCAAACAUGACUUAAUCUCCAUGGAACGGCAGAAGGCAGUGCUGGAGUUAUCUCUGAUGACGAAGAGAUCAGAAAUUAUGCGGAUGGACAAGUGCAUUGCAAAAGAGGAGGAAAAGCUGAAAACACUCGAAAAAAUCAUUGAGAGAGACAACCUCAAGUUUGAAGAGUUCCUCAGAGAAAACGAGAAGAAGUCUGUCAAGGCCAGAACACUUUUUGAACGCGAGGCCAAGUCCAAACAGGACAAGAAUGCUGAGAUCAAGAAGCUGACUGCUGAAAUUUGGACAGUACAAAGUGAACUCACCAAGUUUGAAGAGACCCUGAUAGACAGCAAGAGAUACAAGGAGCUCCUGUUCAAGUUGUCUCCUCCAGAGUGGCAGGAGGCCCAGAAGCUCAAGGCUUUGAAAGCUAAAGGCCUGUCUCCCAAAGAAGAGGAGUCAUCUAUUGAGGAGUCAUCUAUUAGGAAUGGUUUGGAUAACGAGGUCUCCAGUCCAGUUAACGAGCUGCCCGCCAUCAGAGAGACCUCAGCCGCCACCGACACAAAGUCCACAAAUCCCAAUCCAGAUCGCGAUAGCUCAGAAUAUGAGGAUGAGCCGGAGCUGUACUUCACUGAUCCCCAGCAGCUACUGGACCAGGUGACUGAGCUGACAGAGCAGAACUUGUCUCUGAUUCAGGCGUCUGCACGGGCGGAAGGGACACUGGUAGAGAUGCGGCAGUUGUUGGAGACAGCGAGUAAGAAGAUUGAGAAGGAUGAAGAGCAGCUGAAACUCCAGAUAAACGACAUGAAUGAGAGGGUUGACAAGGAGAGGAAGAGCGCCGUCAAGCUCAAACAGAAGGUUCAGCUCCAUGUCUCACUGAACACAGAAGACCAGGAUCUUAUGUUGGAAGCCCUCGGUGCAAAGGUGGCAGCGGUGCAUCGCUGCUGCGUUGAUGACAGGACGACCAACAUCAGCACCUUGGAGAAGCUGACCAACAUUGAGAAACGUAUGUCUGUGCUACUGCAGGACCUCGAGAGCAUCCCUGAAGACAGCUUGAAGAUGAUGAAGAAGAUCAAGGACAGUGAGAGGAGGAGCAGGGAGCGUGAAGAAAAGCUGAGAGAGCAGCAAGAGAAACAGAAGGAGAGGACGAAGAGGUACACGGAGAGAUCCCUGGCUGACUCCAAGAAAAUAACUGGGAGAAAGCUCAUGCCCAGAUGCCUGCCUGUUACCCAGAGAGUCAAAGUCAGCAAUAUGGACGACGGCCCUGCUGAGGAUGAGCUCCACGCCUCUCUCUAUAGCACUGAGGACAUGGAAUAAGAAAGAGAGGAUGAGUGCAAUCUUGACUUCAACACAGCAGCUGAGGAGUAAAAAUGUGUUGCAGUUGGAUAUUUAGUUGUCUGCUCCAUAGACUAAAUAAAACAACAAUCAAUGUUAACACAAAA
Messenger RNA from Acanthopagrus latus (yellowfin seabream), 2019 nucleotides. It is a transcript of the gene cfap100, whose product is annotated as cilia and flagella associated protein 100. Lineage: Eukaryota; Metazoa; Chordata; Actinopteri; Spariformes; Sparidae. The transcript has 16 exons. The coding region runs from base 122 to 1894 and encodes 590 amino acids. The record is from RefSeq and is a predicted model, not a curated record.